AUGCUGGAUCGCUCUCCCCCUCCCCACACACACACACUUUCUGCUCUAUUUCACUGUUGUUUUCCUCCCGCUCUCCUCUCUCUCUCUCACAUCGGCCUGCUUUUUUCUCUCGGGGCGGGAGGGGGGUGCCUUGACAGACGUCUGCACAGAAGCUCAUUGAUGGAGAAGAGGCCCACUAGGCCAGCUGUCGUACCGCCGUCGACAAGUGACCCCUCACGUGACUGCGCAGCACCAGAGUCCUCGCUGCCUUCAGCACUUUUUUCUCUCCCAUCGUGGUGCACGCGGGCAACGCAGCGCCUGUUGCAUGAGCACGCGUACUACGCCGCUGCGCAGCUGCAUGUCGCCCGCGCAGGGCCGACAGCACCACCGUCGCUGUCUACCUCUGCCUCGGCGCUCGAGACCCCAUCGACGCCGUCGCGCUCAGCUAAGCAUUGGCUGACCUGUGCCACCGCAGGAGUUGCGGGCACCUGCGGCGUUAUCGUCGGUGUGCGGUUAAGCCCUUGGCUUAGCCGCCGCGCAACUCGCUUGUACUCGCAACGCGAGGCCAAGUACCGCAAUCCACUGCGGCUGCUGCCUUCUCCUGCUGCAGUCGCGCGGCCGGAGUCGUGGGGGUGGCGGAGUCUCUGGCACCCCUUAGCGCCACCGCGAGGCUUGGAACAUCAGGCCUUGACCGACGCGCGGCGGCCCGACUACGGGCAUCCCGCAGAGUGGUUGGCUGCCUGCAUAGGCUACCGCUGGCUACCGUGGCGCAUCUCGCAGCCCACGCUGCUGAAGCUCUACUCUGUGCGCCAUUCACGGCAGAGCAGCACCGAUCGCGACACUGACAAGGAAGUUCGGUGGGGCACGCGUAUGAUAAACAAAGGCGCACACACCCUGACAAAGCACUCCACCGCCGCAGCAGCAACCAAGCCCACCACCACAUCCCUUAUCCCCUCGGUACUCCUCUUUAUCGUGCGCCUCGCACGUGCACCCUUGCAGAAGUGGCAACCACGACCGCAGCACUUGGUGGACGUCUUCGUCUCCGCUACUUGCCAGAGCACCGAGAAGCCGCCUUCUACCAGUGCGGCGGCUGCGCCGCCGCUACUUUGCCUGCCGCGUCAAGGGUUCGCACUGCUAUACGACCCCGUCGCCCGCCUUUCUGUGUGGUGCGGGUACUACGUCACCCGUGACACGGUCGACCGUGCACGGCGACAGAGUCGCUGCCUCACCUUCUUCACAGACCGUUCACUGGAGAAGACAGUGCGACGGGUGCCGGCAGAGAUGAAGGCACGCGGGUACGAUCGAGGUCAUCUGGCCCCGCAUGCGUCCGUUGCCGCGAGUGCGCAGGCAGCCAUCGAGGCAGCUCUACUGUCGAAUGUGCAACUGCAACAUCACCAGAUCAACCGUGGCGUGUGGCGCUGGCUGGAAGCGGCGACGAGAGCGUACGUACGACAGCUGCCGCUUGCCCUUGCCCCGCGCGCCAUGGCCAGGCAGCAGCAGCCUGUGCGAAAUAAAACGGCAACGGGCGCCGCAGGUGGAGAGACGUCGUCCCCUUCAGACGCCGCAAGCUUCACGCAGGCGGGUCCAACAUCUUCAGCUCCGCACUGCGGCUCUAGUGUAACACCGUGCUGUGGACGUCCGCCGAAAUCGGCGUCAUCUGUCCCCGCGUCGUCGAUUUCCUGUACCCCUACUCGUGGCCAAGCAGCGAAACGAAUCAAUCCUGGAGGCCCACGCCAAGGCCUACUGCGGGACAGUGAGCUCAUCGCCCGCUUGCUCGCCGCUCCCGGCGUUGGAAGCGGCGCUGCCCCGCACUUGAGACUCCACAGAGGUGCCGUGUGGGGAUGUGCGGCACGGACGCUUCGCUAUUGCUGGGCUGGGCAGUGGCGGCGGUGGUGGCGGCACUGUAGUGGUCGUGCUUUGAGUCGCCACUGUGAGCGCGAGGUCGCUGUCAACGUAGGGCCGCUUUACUACAAACAGAGAAACGAUGUGGGACAAGGAGAUCGGCAGUGUUGCGGCACCACGGCACUGAGCACGCCCGCCACCACUGCGAUAUCACCCACUGCCAUCUCACUCUCUCGGCACUGCGGCUCCGGAUCGAGAAAGGUUCAUCAGCGGCGCAGGCGUGGGGACAGAGUCUCGCCUCCAACAUGGUCCUCAUCGCCGUCGCCGCAGUCACUUUUCAUCCCUGAUGCGUUCUUCUUCUCUCUAUGGGACGUGCACACUCACGAACACGUGCACCUGAUCGUGCCAAACCGCCCCGAUGCAGCAUCGAUACAGGCGGUCACUGCGGCCGUGGCGGCCAGGCGUUCGAGGGCAGCGGCGGGGCCCACUGCGUCGAGGCCGCUCCCAUCACAACGUCGACGACACAACGCGACGCCCCCGUCACAACUGCCAUCAGAGGAGGACUUGGAGACGACUCUUCGCUCCCUCGUCGUGCCCACAGUGAAACUGGAACGUCUUUUCGCCGAGUCACUCGUGGAGCUGCGCUCACGUUGCAGGUCGGCUAGCGGGAUGGACGUGGCCAGUCGCAACACCACAAGCAAGGUUGAGCACGCCGCUUCGUCGGUGGCGCUGCGGACGAGCUUCAGCCUCUUUCCCGUCUAUCGGCAGCGAUGGCUGUGGCGGCAGGGCGGCAGUGGUAGUGGUAGUCGCUGA
Leishmania braziliensis MHOM/BR/75/M2904 is the source of this 2634-nucleotide messenger RNA. Its product is annotated as DNA/RNA non-specific endonuclease-like protein. Bases 1 to 2634 code for a protein of 877 amino acids. Gene Ontology annotation, molecular function: nucleic acid binding; metal ion binding; RNA endonuclease activity. The record is from RefSeq and is a predicted model, not a curated record. Gene Ontology annotation, biological process: apoptotic DNA fragmentation. The transcript has a single exon. Gene Ontology annotation, cellular component: mitochondrial inner membrane; nucleus. Lineage: Eukaryota; Euglenozoa; Kinetoplastea; Trypanosomatida; Trypanosomatidae.